GUGAUUUGACAGCCUUUGUGCCGUAUCUGAGACUGAACAAUAGGCUAGAAGAAGCCUAUAUGCUUGUAAAUUUAGUGGAUGUACACCUAAACGGUUGCAGAAGGAUGGGAGCUCGAUUUUGACAGAAUGAAUUGAUAGCAGUAGCGGUCGGCUUAACCCUAUCGCAAGAGAUCUAAUUAUGAAUGUCUGAUGACUAUUUGAACAGCAAUUGUCUGCCGAAAAUAUCGAGAAACUGGGGAAUGAAAGACAAUGGGAAAAGAGCAAGAGCUAGUUCAGUCUAUAAGGACAAACGACGUGGAAUCGUUCAGGAAAAUAAUAGCGAAAUUCAAGCCGAAAACGAGUAAGUUUAUUUUGUAUCAAUGACUGUAUAUCUUUUGACACUCGCGACAUUUGAAACAUGGCAAUACAGUAAAUGCUUUAAAUAAAAUGCAAACAAAUCACUUGUAUUUGGUGUCGGAAAAUAUUCAGAAAUUAACAAAUAAUCGAGGUACGUUUAGAGUUUGACCAUUUUGAAACCACAAGGGGUAAAAUUUUACAUGUGUGCUUUUCAAAUGUUAUUAAACAAUUGUGCAUAUUUUCAACUCGUAAUAUUUUCAACGCGAUUUUGUAAACAAAUCAGCGAUGUUUACCCCUCGUAUUUGCUUUGUUUAUUAAGCCGAUACAUUUCUCUUUUGGCAUUAUUUGCCAGAUAUAAUGCUGUUUCCUUCGCCCUUUAAAAAUUGAUUUUGGACAAAUGCCAUACUAUUUGUAUUUUGUAAUGAUUUGCAAACUGGCGUUGAAUAGUAACGCAAUUAAAUUUCAUAUGCUAUUCAUGAAUGCUGUUGAUAUAUUUUCUAUUAGUUCAAAUGUCAAAAAGGUGUGAUAUUUUGCCUCCCAUCAAGGCAGAUAUUGCAUUUGGCGGACAUUUAAAUAUUUAUUCUAGAACCUAGACAGAAGCCCUUUAUAACGGAUACGUCUAAUUUAAGAAUGUUAAUCCUUAUUAAUUGUUAAUUUGUUACAAAAUUUAGAUAAGGCGCCUUGCCUAUACUUAAUCUCUGCAUGCUUUUGUGCUGAGCAUGAACAUAUAUUAAACCUAGCAUUAGAGUUGAGGAGAGUUGACGAAGUUCCAACUCGUGGUACGUUUGAUUGCCAACUUUUAUCGACUCUUAGUAUAGUCGUGCACUCCUAUGAGAGUUUGUGCUUGUGUUACUUGUAAUGCAAGUCCUGAUGAGAGUUUGUGUGACUGGUAAUGCUAGUCUUGUUCUUGUUUGACUUGUUCAUUAAACUAUCUCCUCACAACUCUCUUCCCCAUCAGACAAUACGUUCGAUAGAAUUCUCUCCAGGCAUGUGACUCUUUGUUUCGCUCUAAUUGAAAUACAAUAUAAGCAAUAUAGGAACCCAUUAUUUCACGCAGUGUGCUUUUUAUGUGCCCGGAUUCAGUUCAAAUUUAAUUUAGUAUUGUGAGCAAAUUAAUAUCACUACUAUACAAUACUACUAUAUUAGUGGCGCUGAUUCGGACAGCGUAUGUUACAUGUGCUGAACUAUUGAAUUUUGAGCUUUUCAAAUUGACUAGACUUUGUAUUUUGUAUUUGUAUUUAAUUAGAUACUUAGUUAGCUAAUGCUAGUUUACACAAGGUCUAUACUAUAAAAUUAAUUAGUAGUUGGUUUGUUCAAAGUCUUAUACUAUUUACAAUAUAUAAAAGUUAGGAAUACUGUAUUUUACUAUAUGAGCCACUUGAGGCAUCAUACUUAAUGCAUUAAGCUACAAUUAAUGAACCCUUAUACACCCUACCUUGUUAUUUCACAUUGUCUUUUCAUUUCAAUUGUCUUUCAUUGGACAAUUUUAAUCGUCAUUGAAACACAGGACUCUCCUGUUGAAAGUAAAAUUGUCUGCCAUCAAGACUGAGUAAAAUAAUAGAGUAGGGGGCACAUUUGGAUGCAUUGUAGCUUAAUGGGUUAAACUGUGUUAGGGAUUAAUAUCUUCUUGGAACUCUUGUUAACCAAUAAGGUGUUAUUAUAUGUCAUUUAUAAAGUAAUAAUAUGUAAUUAUUUGUCUGGACAAAACAAUUAGCAGUCUGUUUUCAUCGAAGACAGAUGUGAACAAAUAUGUGCAUACAUAUUCUCAAAGAAUGUGAGAUUACGGUGUAGCAAUACAGAAAAUUUCAUUUUUGUGUCUGACCAAAUUUGAAAAUUUCUGAUCAAAUUUAAUUUUAGUCAGAAGUUUGUCUGGCUGUUUUUUGACCAUUAUUUCUGGCUCUUUGUACAUCAGUAUAGUGAAAUAUUUGGUAUUUAGUUUAAUCCAGCUUACUGUUUAAAGUGGCACUGUCAUUAAAAUUUUUAUAGUCUCAAACGAAAGAACUCCUAAAACUGUAAAGUACAGUUUUCUUUUGAAACAAAUUGGUUCCCAUGGUUUGUUCUUGAGAUAUUUCAUUUUGUUUGAAAGUAUGUGAUGUCAUUUACUCAAUUACAUAUAUAAUAUAUAGAUAAUGUGAUAUCAGUAAAUGUUGUGUAUCUUUGGUAUUUUUGAUGGAUUUGUUUAAAAAAACCCAGUAUGCUUAAUGAUGUUUAAAUAAUGGUUAAAUUAACAAACGUGCCACAUCUUUGGAAAGAUUUUGCUAAAAAUAGCAAAGAUACACAACAAUUACUGAUAUCUAAAAAAUAUAUGUAAUUGAGUAAAUGACGUCACAUGGUUACAAACUAAAUGAAAUACCUCAAGAACUAAGCAUGGGAACAAAAAUCUUCAAAACAAGUUACUAUACAGUUUUAAGAGCAUUUUCAUUUAAUUAUUAAUAAGAAAAUAAAAAUUUUAAUAUCACUUUAAAUAUUAGAUUUCAAAUGAACUGAAUGUUGAAUUUAUAUUUCUAGAAAAAGGACACAAGAAAAGUUCUCUUCACAUUGUGGAUCAUGAUGGGUUAGUUCCAAGAACAUUCCUUUAUGUUCUUAGUUUAGAUCACUUGAAUGCAUUCACAUGAUAUUGAAUGAAUUCUCUGCAUGCUUUAGUGUUGAGUCUGAACUUAUAUUAAGUCUCUGAGGUCAAAUGAGGAUUACAGUGUAACAAGAGCCUUCUUCCUCAGAGAUUGUAGGUUCAAUUCUUGCCAGACUUGUGGCACUUAUGUGAAAAGAGUCUGUCAAUGUUCCAACAGGGAAUGUAGACAGUCUGGUAUGGGAUAAGCCACAAACAUAAACUUCUCAUCCACAGUUUUCUAUGAUCAGACAUUGUUGUCCUACAAUGACAGCCAGAGGCACUCUUAGUUAUCCUUCAAAUUGAUCAUGUUGAGCUGUGUAAUGACCUUUGAAGCUUACGUCACAUAAUUUUUAAACAACAAAUUGACCCAAAAGCACCCACAUUCACAAUGCACUGUGCAUUCCAGAAGUUCUCUGUAUUAAAACUUGUUUUUUAUGUAAGUAUUUCUGAGUUUCAUUCAGCAUCAUUGCUGGAUCCUGAGAGGAGGUGUGAGAUCGUUUUGCACCUUCGCUGAGAAUUUUUGCACCUCACCUUGGGAAAGUUUCAAUGAUAGAUCAAAGUGAAAAUUUGACAUUUUUUGGUUACUUAAUUAGGGUCUACACUUCGUAAGAAAGUUUUUCUGUAAAAUUGAAAUAGUGAUAGUCAUUUGUCUCAGUAGUUUUCUGGUAUUCAGCAUAUAGGUCACAGCUGCACAUAAAGAUAACCCUUUAAGUGGCAAUGCACCCUGAUGCGCCUUACUUUUUUAUUUUACCCUGUUUAACGCCAGACGAUUUUACUUGUCAAGGGGAGAGUGCUGCCACUCAAUGGGUUAAUCAGACUAUCUGCCCACAAGUCUAGUUAACCCAUUUUGUAAUUAUUUAUUUCACUUUGUUGAUCACCAGACGAUUUCACUUGUCAAGGGGAGAUUGCUGGCACUUGAUGGGUUAAUCAGACUGUCUGCCUACAAGUCUAGUUAACCCAUUCUGUUGCAUAUGGCACCCCAAUGUGCUCUACUUUAUUAUACAUUUCAAUCUGUCUAUUGCCAGACAAUUUUACUGGUUAAGAAGAUAGCACUGGCGCUCAACUGGUUAACACACCCCAUCUCUCACAUUUAUUCUGUACAAUUUCAUCAGAUUCAUUCCUCUGCAUCAUGCUGCCCUCAGCGGAAAUGGUGAGAUUGUCAUGGGACUGUUGGAGUUUACAACUGAUGUUAAUUCCAAGGAUAAGAAAGGUAUCAGUUCUUGAAUUUUUUUGCAAACAACAAAAGUGCAUUUGUAACCAGACUACCUGACAAUGGAUUAAACCAAGCUGCAAUACACCUCGAUGUGCCUUCAAUUAAAAAUCCUGAUUUCUUCCAUUUCUGUAAUGUUAAUCUUAGCUACAAUCUGUCCUUAUUAUUACCUCAUUAUUGUACUCUGUCUAAGACCAGGGCUAAUGUUUUUUUUUUACUUUCUAGGAAUGACUCCACUGCAUCUAGCAGCCUGGGCUGGUAAAGUGGAGCCAGCAUUACUACUCCUUGAUGCUGGUGCUGAGACCAAUCUCUGUUCCAGAAGUGGUGCAACUCCUUUACAUCUUGCUUCAGAACAUGGAAAUUAUGGAGUGGUUAGUUUCACACUUUGGAAAUAAACUGCUGUAACUUUGUUUAUACUGGAUAAUUCUUAAGCUGUUCUCCCUAGAAGUCCAGUAAGAGUCAUCCUUACUGGACCUCUAGGAAGAUCAGUUUAGAACUGAUAGAGCUAUCCAGUAUCAAUAAAGUUAGUUUUAUUAAUAGUUUAGGUUUUCUCCUGUAGUAACAUUGGAUCAAUAAGAGACAGGGUUCGUAGCGGUCUUUGAAAUCCUUGAAAGUCUUUAAAUUUGAAUGCAGGUCUUUAAGGUCUUUGAAAAGUCUUUGAAUUGUGUGAAAAAGCAAAGAAAGUCUUUAAAAGUUUUUAAAUUCUUUAGUGAGGAAUUGAUUAUAUGAUUUAUAAUGGUAAUAAAAUAUCGAUUGAUUGAAGCAAAGUUUUCGCAAAUAUCGACGAAAAGGUGCACGUGCAUUUUAGGAUGUGAUUUGACGGAACUAUAAUUACCGGGUAAAAAUGGUGCUUACACUCGCAAUUUUUCGACAGCUGAUUGCUCUCAAAGGUCUUUGAAAAGUGUUUGAAAAUAGGCAGAAAAAGUCUUUGAAAGUCUUUGAAUUUUUUUGGUCUUGGAGACUACGAACCCUGAGAGAUGAUCCUUACUGGACCUCUAGGGAUAACAGUUUAGAACUGAUAGAGCUAUGAUCCAAUAUAAAUAAAGUUAGAUUAGUUUAGGUUUUCUCCUGUAGUAACACUGGAUUAAUAAGAGAUGACCCUUACUGGACCUCUAGGGAGAACAGUUUAGAACUGAUAGAGUUAUCCAGUAUAAGUAAAGUUACUUUAGUUUAGGUUUCCUCCUGUAGUAACACAGGGUCCAUUUGAGUAAGGAUCAUCUCUUAUUGAUCCAGUGUAACCUAAACUAAGGAUACUAUAUUUAUACUGGAAAGCUCUUUCAGUUCCAAAUUGUUCUUCCUUUGAGGUCCAGUAAGGAUCAUCUCUGACUCUUAUUGUUCCAGGAGGAAACCUAAACUAAACUAACUUUAUUAAUACAAGUACAUAUUGGAUAGCUCUAUCAGACUCUGCAGUACGCUGUUCUCGAAACUUAGGGCUCGUUCAGACUGAGUGCCCAGCACUGGUGCCCAAUGUUCAAAAUGGUUCACAAAACAUGUUGAGCACAGUGCCGUUGUCGAGUACUACCUCUAGAGGUAGUGCCCUUUCUUGGGCACGGUGCCCAAUUUCAUUUGGAAGCGUCGUGUUCAAACUAGGCGUGACGGGCACCAGUGCCGUGUACCCAGUCUGGACGCAGCUUUAGAAGUCCAGUUAGCGUCAUCCCUUAUUGGUUCAGUGUUUAUAAAAAAGAGAGAGCCUAAACGUAUUACUAUAUUAAUUGUAUUUAGGUAGAACGUUUGGUCGACCACGACUGUGACCCUACCGUGGUUAACAAUCAUGGAGAAACUGCUUUGGAUUUGGCUUGUCGCUUUGGGCAUUUGGAGGUAAAUAAAGUUGUUUCAAAUAUACCUUUCCCCUUAUGAGUGAAAUUUUUAUCUAGAUAUGCCUGGACAAAAAUUUCAUCACAGCUUGAAAGAGCAUCACAAAAUUAGUAAUAUUCCGAAGUUUCGUUGCGAAAUGUUGUAAAAUGCGGAUAAUAUAGCCUUGCGAAGUUUGCCGUUCUUCAGUCAUUUUACUGUAGAUUACAAACGGGAAAUUGGUAAUCAGUUUGAUCAUCUGAUUAUCAAUUUCUCGUUUGUAAUGCAAAAUGACUGAAAAACGGCAAACUUAGCAAGGCUAUAUUAUCAACAUUUUACAACAUUUUGUGAUGCUCUUUCAAGCUGUGAUGAAUUUUUUGGCUAGACUUGUCUAGAUCAAAAUUUCACUCAAAAGGUCUAUUAUCCCAGAGAAAAUGAAGUGUACGUUGUGAAAUGGCAAAGUGACCCAAGGCACUAAAUGUAAAGUAUUAAUAUUAUGCAAAUUGUUUCAUCCAAGGUUGUCAGAAUCUUACUGAACAACAGUCGUGGGAAAUGUGAAAAGCUGUUGAAUCCGAAAGAAUUUCAAGAGAAAUCCUCGCCUUUGCAUAUGGCGGCCAAAACUGGACAUGUUGAUGUUGUCAAGUAAGUCAAUAUGAUUUUCAUAUUGGAACACAGAGAAUGCUGGCAAUACGAUGCUAGUGCUUAAAAAUAGUCUACAACAAUCAAAUUAGUAAAAACUACCAAACAUUGAUCUGGAUGAAUAUGUCGUUUUCUGUAGCAAAUGUAAAGCUGGAUUUCCACUUUGCUGUCGAAAUUUUAAGAAAAAUUUCGCUGUCGAAAGUUUUCGCUCAAUUUCGUUGAAUUGUGGGCGGUCAUGUAGAACUGAUUAAAAGUUCUUACUUCUUCUUAAUGAACAUUCAUUCCAUGGGCACAUGUUCUUGUUUUCACUUUCGAAUUCAACUUUGACAUUUUGAACGAUGGUCCUUCUUUUCGAAGUUAGAAGACGAAAACCUCAAGAGUCCACUCUAUGUGUAUUUUAAGGCUGUUGGUUGAAGCUGGUGCGGACAUCAAUCAGAAAGGACCUACAGGAACAUGUUUACACGAAGCUGCCUUGUAUGGAAAGACUGAUGUUGUCAAGUACUUAGUUGAGGUACCUACGUUUUACUGUACAUAGACUAGGCUCACUACCCAAUCAGAUGAAUUAGCAUUCCCUAGAGUGAAAUAUAUUUCUUAAUUAAAUUAAUGAUGAUGUUGAUGAUGAUGGUGGUGGUGAUGGUGGUAGUGGUGAUGGUGGUGGUGGUGAUGAUGGUGGUGAUGCUGGUGGUGGUGGUGGUGAUGAUGGUAGUGGUAGUGGUGGUGGUGGUGGUGGUGGUGGUGAUGAUGAUGGGUGAUGAUUAUUGUGGUGUUGAGGGUAAAGACCUACCUAAAAUGAUCAUGUUUUCUGAUUGGCUUUCAGAAACAAAUCUACCAAAAAUGAUCAUUGUCCGUGACUCGUUCUUUAGAAAGACGACUUCUAUAGUUUUAUUGUCUUUCAUUGUUAUAAUCAACCAACCACGAGCCUGGAUAGUAUAGGUAGAGUGAUGACCCAGUGGUGAUGGUGGUAUUGGUGUUGGUGGUGGGUGGUGGUGGUGAUGAUGAUAAUGGUGUUGUUGAUGGUAUUAGAUGGCGGUGGUAAUGAUGAUGAUAAUACUGAUGAUGAUUAUACUGAUGAUGAUUAUUAUUGUUUUCCAGUGAAGAAAAGCUUAUUGUUGUCUGUUAUUUCAGGCUGGUAUAGAUGUAAAUGUAAAGAACAGAGAAGGACAGACACCCUUAGACAUGGUCACGGAGUUUACAAAGACUGGAGCUUCAUCUGAAAUUAAACAUUUAUUACGAGGUAUUUCAGUUAAUCGCGAUUGAAAAUAACGCGGUGUAUGCAUACAUGUGAAUAAAAUUGACUAAAUUGCUGGCUUACUGACAGACAGCUGACCGACCACCAGACUACCUGUCUGACCAACCAACACACACUACAUGUCUGACCAAAUACUCGUAAGUUGCUCAUGACCAUGGUAAAUCAUGGAAAAUUAUACAGUAACGUUUAAUUUCUAGAAGCGUCAGUGGAAGUUGUGUACGCGAAAGCAAUCAAAGAUUACGCUAAUAUCACGGACGAUACAUUCUUGACGUUACGAAUGGGAGAUAUAGUAUUGGUGAGUAGCAAGCUUGAGCAUUUACACUUUAUAAACUGGAUAGUUCUCUCAGUUCUCAACAGUUUUUCCUAGAGCUCCAGUGCAAGAGCCACCCUAGCCUCCUAAUAUAACCACUCUCAGCACAGCAUUUUCACAUCGGUACUACCCACACUGGUACAGACAGUUUUAGUAUAUCCUCCGCAGGCAUCUCGUGGUUCAAGUACUUUACAAUUCAUUUUGCCUGCAGGCAAAUUUUGCCCGAUAAGAUAAAUGCGAUGCCUGCGGAGGAGGAUUGCGCCACCCCUUUACAGGCAGAAAAUGUUCCGAAAAUAUCAUUGUUAAAACUUUUUCGACGGAAAAUUUGUAUCUGCCACUCGCGUUUUACAAAAUUCUUCUUUCUGCGGAAAACUUUCCUGAGUGGAAAUGAGCCUUUAGGGAAGAAACUAGCUUGCCUGGAGAAAGUCUGUAGUGUUCGAUGAAUCAAAUUAGAAGUACCGUUCUCACCAACAUCUCAUAUGAUAUAACCCCCGGUGCAGGGCCGCCGAGAGGGGGCAGGGGGGGCAAAUUGCCCCGGGCCCCGAGGUGCUGGGGCCCCUCAAAAUUUUUUGUUGGGCCCCAGUCUUUUUUGUGUGUUAAAUAUUUCCGCGCAAAGGACAAGAUAUUUGUUUUCUUGGAGUAAGAACUGACAUUUGGCAUAAAAAAUGAGAUAAAGUCCCUGAAAAGCAAUAGGAACGUAUUCGUCCGGAAAAUUUUUUUACCCGCCUAAAAUGGUACAUUUUUUAGCGACGGGGGGGGAGGGGGAGGUUGUUCUCCGGAAAAAAAUUUUUGCGGAAAAAAAUUUUUUGAUAGGGGGCCCCCUAAAAAAAAUUUGCCCCGGGCCCCCUCCAACCUCUCGGCGGCCCUGCCCCGGUGUCAAGAAAGUCACAGAAUCGUAUUGAAUCCUAUUCAUAUUGGGUCAAUUGUGUCCUGUUUUUCAGGUUUUUGACAGAAAGAAAGAUGGAAUGUGGAAAGGAUGUGUAAGAGACGACCAAGUACGUGCAACAGUUCACCAAUGGAUUUACCAAUACUUUUUCCAACUUUUACCAGUUCUUAUUCUGUAGCCAAAGUUAUAUUCUACACAGCCAGAAACGCGCAAGUCGGAACAGAUCUGCAACAGAUCUGUUAAAUCCUGUUGUCAACAAGCCGAUAUCUGGAUGCGUUCGCUCGCCUUGUACCUGUCUGUUCUGACAGACCUGCAACGGCCUGUCAACAGGUCUGUUACAAGCUGUUGUGACAGAGCUGCUGCAAUGCUGUUUUCAACAGGUCUGUUACAAGCUGUUGUGACAGAGCUGCUGCAAUGCUGUUUUCAACAGGUCUGUUACAAGCUGUUGUAACAGAGCUGCUGCAAUGCUGUUUUCAACAGGUCUGUUAAAAGCUGUUGUGACAGAGCUGCAGCAAUGCUGUUUUCAACAGGCCUGUCGCAAGUUGUUGACACAGAGCUGCAGCAAUGCUGUUUUCAACAACUUGCGACAGACCUGUUGCAAACCGAGGAAAGCGCCUUAUGAAGCUUGUCUAUCCACUAUUUUGAACAAAAAAACGGCCAAACAGGUUGCCAUAUUUCGGUUGUAGUGUUUCGUAAAAUAGAAGUUUGAAAUAUAAAGUUUUAUAAACAAACUUGCGAGAUAAUUUUUAUAUAUGAAUAUAAAGUUUUAUAAACAAACUUGCGAGAUGAUUUUUAUAUAUGAAUAUAAAGUUUUAUAAACAAACUUGCGAGAUAAUUUUUGAGCAAAACAUCCGAAAAAAUACGACAAAUUCAAGAAAGGUUCUUAUCGUAAACAAUUUUCAAAAUUAUUUGUCUUGAAGUACGACCGAAAUAUGACAACCUACUUGCAUAUUUUUCUUCAAAACAGUACAUACCAUAAACACAAAGCUUCAAUAAGGCGUCUUCCUCGCUCGCAGAUUUCACUUGAAAUUGGAAAGAAAUUAUAUAACGAAUUUCAUGUUCAUAUCAGCAAUGACGAACGUUGCAGUGAACACUCGGUUGUUCAUGUAUUGUUCAUUUCUUAAGCUCUAGAUCUUGUAUUCUCAUUGCUACAGUUUCUUCAAAAAUCAAAACAGCUUUGAACUUGUUUGAUUUUGUUUGAGGCAGUUGUUGAAAUUUUGUUUGGCUCAAAAUUGAAAAACAACUAAACAUGAUUACGUAAUGAUGACGUGUGCACACGCGUUUAUCCAAUCAGAUUAAAGAAAUAUAGCACGUCAGCAAAUUGGAAUUUGGAUUUUGGAAAUCGGAACUUUUUUAAAAAAAAUAAAACAGCGGCUUUUGCAUUUUAUAAUAAUCAGAGAUUAGAUACUAUGGACUAUAAUCUCUCCUAUGUGAUUUAAUAUCGCCACCAAUGACAAUGAUUAAAUGAGAAAGUGAAGCCGGAAGUGUCCAUUUCAUGCGAUUUUAUAUCUCUUUACUCACAUUUUCGAUUUGUUUCCCUACAACAGGCUUGUUGAAACUUGUUGUGACAGGACAAAAAUUGUUUGUUGUGGACAGGUUUGUCGCAGGUUGAUAACAAGCUUGCUGCAGACUUGACAAAAACAACUCGCGACAGGUCUGUUGGAACAGGUUGUAACAGACCUGUUGAUUUCAACAGACUUGCUGCAAAUUGUUUUAUCAGACCUGUUAUCUCUUGUUAGUAACAGGUUUGUAGCGGGUUGUUUCAACAAGUCGCUACGGCUCUGUCACAGAAUAGGAAGUUAUACCAGAAGCGUAACUCUAGUCGUUUCCCUUAUUGUUUGACGUCCACGAAAAUUUUAACUCGCUCACGUCAGGCCACGUCAUCCUGGCUAGUACAGCCGGAAGUUUUUAUUAGAAUUUGGUAGGUACAAAGUGCCGGUUGUACUAGCCAGGAUGGCGUGAUUCAUGACGAAUCGCUUGUAAAAACGUGGACAAAUAUUUGCUCGAGUUACGCUUCUGGUAUAACUUCCUAUUCUGUGGCUCUGUUGUCAACAGCUUGCGACAGACCUGUUACCGCAAGCCUGUUACCGCCUGACGAAACCAACAGACCUGUCGCGACUUGUUGACAACUUGCCGCAAGCCGGUAAAAUCAACAGCUUGUGACAGGCCUGUGAGAUUUCUGGCUGUGUAAUCUACAUCGUCUUUAAUUUCCAUAUUUUAGAAAGAAAGAAUUGGUUUCUUUCCUUCAUCCGUCGUGAAAGUACUACGAUCACCGUCUCGGCAUUCAGGUACGAUCUAUGGCUAGAUUUUGACGGAGAUGGGGGGAGGUGCGCACCUCCCCCUGAGAUCGUUUUGCACGGUUGCACCUCCCUUGAGAAUUUUUGCACCUCCCCUGAAAAGUCAUGCACCUCCUCUUGGGAAAGUUUCAAUAAUAGAUCAAAGUGAAAAUUUGACAUUUUUUGGUUGCUUAGCGUCUACACUUCGUAAGAAAGUUGUUCUGUAAUAUUGAAACAGUGAUAGCCAUUCAUCUAAUUAAUUUAAUUUAAUAUUUCUAUUGCGCAAUUUUACAUAUGUAUAUGAUCAAGUGCGCAUUACAAUUACAGCCUGAACUGGCGUGAAGCAGACCGAGAUAGACUGUGAGCUUACAAAUGGCGCGAAAAACCCUUUUGGGAGUGUUUAACAUUAAUAAUAAUAAUAAUUACAAUUAGUAUAAUUACAUAGGUGAUUAUUGAAAAUUCUCCACGCUGAUUGGUUGCCGUUGAGGUGAUUAUUACGCGAUAAUCACCUAAGCGAUUUUCAAAAUGGCGGUCGAAGCCGUUUUGUCAAUUAAAUGACGAAGAAAUGUGCAUUUUAAAAUUUGUUUGCAAAUAAUCACCUAUGAAAUUAUACUAAAACAAUUAUUCACCUCAGGCUCGGUGAUUAUCGUGAAUAAAAACCUCGACUUCGUCUCGGUUUUUAUUCACCGAUAAUCACCUCGCCUUCGGCGAAUAAUUGUUAAAUAAUAAUACUGUACUCUUCCUUCUUUAUACUGCCUUAUAUAUCUGCCUUAUAUAUCUUAUCAAUACUAGAUUCCCCUUAUUACGUUUUUAUAGUGGUAUCACUGAUAUUCAGGAUGGCUUAUUUUUUGUCCUGACCCGUGCAAGAACUUUAAAAAAAAAGCUAGGGUCAAUUGCGCGAUAGCCAACAGCAAAACAUUCAACAUUUUCAUUCGAGGCCGCUUCUUUAUCAGUGAUACCACUAUAACCACAAUGCAAAGGGGAAUCAUCAAUUGUUGGCCUCAGCUGUUGUGAUGUCGCUGCUGUAUUUCGUUUGACUAUUGCGUACGUACAUACGUUACUGACUUGAAAAAUUAUUAUGAUAUUUUUUCAGUGAAACGGUCAUCCAGCUCGUCAAGCGAAGCAUCAAAAGUUUCAACCGUGGGCACUGUUUCAAACACUUUUGAAAUCGUCACGGUUGCACCACGUGAGUGUUGUAGUUGCUGAAAUUACUAGUAAAGAAUACUUGGAGUUACGCUAAGAAGCGUUGUCUUUCAGAACGGUGCAAUAGUUAGUUCAGUUUGGGUUUCCUCCUGUAGUAACACUGGAUCAAUAAGAGAUUAUCCCUACUGGACCUCUAGGGAGAACAGUUUAAAACUGAUAGAGCUAUCCAAUAUAAAUAAAGUUAGUUUUAAUUAGUUUAGGUUUCCUCCUGUAGUAACAGUAGGUCAAUAAGAUAUGACUCUUACUGGACCUCUAGGAAGAACAGUUUAGAACUGAUAGAGCUAUCCAGUUUAAAUAAAGUUAGGGACCGGUCAUUAUUUAUGGCGGGGGGUGGCACCGAAGAGAAAUGUUUUUCGUAGCAAAAAUUUUGCUGACCCAACCAUUAAAAAGUAAAAAAAAUUGAUUACCCAACCUCAAAUAUCAAUUAAAAAAUAAAUACCCACCCCUGGCCAAAAAAUUUACAAAAGGUACCAUUCAGUUGUCACAUAUGUCCUUUACCACUUCUGUGACAUAAGUUUGAUAACGGAUUCCGAUUGUGAAAUUUUCUGCAGUCUGAAGUUUCAUGUUGUCUGCACAUGUAGCUACUUUCUUUGGAGAUCCUAUCGGAAAUUGAUCAAGAUAGUGACUCUGAUUGAUAUAUACUUUUCGUUGUUUCUUUACACAUUUAGUAAAUCUUAGUAUAACACCAAGUUCAUCAAUUGCUGCUAUUUUGCUAGCAAAUCUAUGUAUAAUAAACCCGGGUGUUUUGCAAUCAAAAGUGUUGCAACCUGGAUAGUGGAAUAAGUUGACUACUGUAGGCACAAUUUUUGGCCACUUAAUUGUCAAAGGUCAUGCAUAAAUAAGAACAGUCUUUAAUAUUACCGCCUUACGGAGACUUUAUAUUCAUUAUGCUACUCUAGGAUCUAGAAGACCCAUAGUCCCAUACUCGACUAGCAACAUAAUCAAGUUAGUUAUGUUAAUUCAUUAUAUAUAGGAUCAAUGUUAAAGGCAAGGUGGGCUAUAAGCUAUAAUCAUUUGUAUGGCUUAUAGAAGGCUAAUUGCUGCGAAUAAAUUGAAUAAUGAAUGUAGCACAAUAUUAAAUAGUUGCAUGAUGACGUCACAGAUGACGUCAAAGAAACUAGUCCGACUACAUUUGCAAGUUUUGCAACUCUCAUCGCUUAAAUUCCCCAUACCUGAAUACAAAAUAAACAGUAAACAGUAAAGAACGAUUACCUUUUACAUACCAUAUAUAAAACGGAGUUUUCAUCCUUUCUAGAAACUCACUUCCUGAACUUUUGAGUGCAAAUGUAAUGUAUUAAAAAUGUAUAUCAUAUUCACAGCAGUUAAUACCAUUAAUAUAUCGCGGGCGCAAUACAAAACAAAACACGAGAAUUUUAAAAUGUUUUGAUUUGCAAAUAAAUAAAUAAUAUUUGAUAUCACAUAAAAAAUUUUAAAUUUAACUCAACACAAACUGGUAAGUUCAUGACAUGUAUAAUUUACUUAUAUGUUGUUAUAUUGCAAUUAUGUACCCUACUCCUUUGAAAAUUGUUUGCAAUUGCAUACGAUGUGAACACGUGGUCAUGUAUUACAGUUGUGUCAUGAAUUUAAUAAUACCCCAAUGGCUUCGAAAUAGACAAUGGAUGAAAAAAGUCAUGAAUAUUGAGCUUAUUUACCCUUUAAACACUUGAUCGUCAUGCGCAUACAGUGUAUUGUUUGUUUCCAGAACCCCCCUCAAGCAGACUUCAACUUUUCUUGUCAAAUUGUAUAUUUUGCUUCAUACACUGCAUGUGUGUGUGUUUGUGGGAACACUCAUGUUUGGAUGCUUGGCAUAGGUUAAUGGUAAUUUCAUUGGAGUCAUCAGCGAUAUAGUUGUAUAUUCCUGAAAUUACCUCUGAACACCUAAAACAGCAUUCCCUAAAAUUUUAAUUGUUUUCUUACAUUGCCCUAUAUCGCUCAAACUCGCAUUGCUUAAAUUGCAGAUUUUGCUUAAAUCACCUAAAAUUGCUUAAACUCGCAUUAUCUCGUUAUCGCCCCAGAGUAGGGCCUACUGUUGCCAUUGCUUUUUAGUCCCCAAUACUUCAGUGAGUCAUGCUUUGGAAAUGACAAUAAUUUUUUAUUACCCAACCCUUGAGUUGUUUUGCUUUUCAUUUACCCAACCUUUUACUUACUCAAAAUUUAGUUUACCCAACCCUUUUCUCUUCGGUGCCACCCCCCACCAUAAAUAAUGACCGGUCCCUUAGCUUUAAUUAGUUUAGGUUUCCUCCUGUAGUAACAGUGGAUCAAUAAGAGAUGAUCCUCACAUGACCUCUAGGGAGAACAGGAUAGAGCUAUCCAGUAUAAAUAAAGUUAGUUUAGUUUAAGUUUCCUCCUGUAGUAAGACUAGAUCAAUAAGAGAUAACUCUUACUAGACCUCUAGGGAGAACAGUUUAGAACUAACAGAACUGUUCAAUAUAAAUAAAGUCAGUUUAGUGUAAUGGAUGCCCUUCCAUAUUUUUAGCCAAUCAACCUGUAGCAAGCAAGUCACAUGCUCCCAGGAUGAGUAGUUUCCGUAAAAAGGCGCCAAAUAAAUCCAUCUCUGUUCCCGAUGACCGUUCACAUCGAGCCGCGAAGAAUGGCGAAAGUCACCGAAACAAUAGCGACCGAUCACGAUCGGAAAGCGAUGCUCACGAGAAGAAAAAGAAAUUAAAUUAUUUGGAUAUUGUGGUAGUGGAAAAUCAUAACAAUAAAUCCGAGCAGCCUUCAGCUCCUCCGACCAAAACGGAGUACGUUGAUGUGUUUGUGCCAAGCUCCACUGACAACAAGGGCAGUGGGAAGACAGGUUUAGAUAGCACGGACAAUGGGAAGACAAGCACUAAUAACAAGGAUGUUGUGAGGGCAAAUGAGACACAGAAGUCUGUACGAGUGGGCGGUAGUUAUGCUAGGUUAGGACAGCAAAUGUUCGGGAAACAAGGAAGCGAGGAUAAUGAAAAGUUACGUCAGGAGUUGCAGAGACAACAAGAGGAAAGGUCGAAGAGACAGCAGAUGAGAAUUGAGCAAGAGAAUAGUGAAAAACAACAUGAAGCUGAGAAACAGCAACAGAUUGAGCGAACACUACGAGAACAACAACAUCAAAAGCAACAGCUACAACAGCAUGAAAAGGCACAACAACACCAAUUAAAACAGCAAUUACAGCAGCAGCAACAACAGCAGCAACAACAGCAGCAGCAGCAACAACGGCAACCUUGUGAUACCCAUACUCAAGAACCAAAUCGAUCAUCAUCAGAGACCCACCUCUCACUACAACAAUCCAAUCCUUCGCUUCCCAAGAAAUCUCGACAUUUCACAAUGUCAUCUCUAGUAGCAAACUCGCAAGACCUACCACCGUUGCCCUUGAAAAAACGGCACUCGCUGUCCGGGGGGAGACCUUCAGUUCCUGCAGUCUCUGAUCCAGUACUGCCUCCAAAACUUGAUAAAAAGAAUCGGUCCUCGUUCCGAGCUGAUAGGAGGGGCACAUCACCACCACCGCCCCCACCACCACCACCCUCCGGAUCAUCUACACCAUCACCAGGUUCAAGUGAUGUUUCACCCCAAAGCACACCUAGAUCGCCAUCACCUACUUUGCCACCACUCCCCAAAGCAAUGGAAGUGUCACCCCUUUCCCCAUCCUUGAUCAAAAGUAGUGAAUUACCAUCCCCUACUUUUUUCAAACAGCCUGUACCAGCACCUUCACAAACUUUACCCCCUCAUCCCCAAAUAGAAUUAUCAUCCCUUCCCCCAUCUUACCAACCAGUUCGGUCACCUUCACCUUCCUUCCCCCCACCUCCACCUUCUAUAUCAGACCCCACAGAUAAUACAACCCCACCUUCCACAGCUAUUGUCAGCAACCAACGUUCACCAUCACCCCCUCUUCCGCCUCCUCCAGAAAGUCUAGCCUCUCCUUCUUCAACCUCUCUUGGUGACUUCCCCCCGCCCCCACAUAUGUUAAUGGAAAACUCCCCUAAUGAAGAUCCACAAAUGGAGAACUCUCCUGACCAUAUUGAUAAUAACCCUCGCCCCAAAUCUAACACCCUAGAACUAAUUCCCGACCACCCACUUCCCCGACCUGACACCCUAGAAAGGACUGAAACUACGACCCACGCCACUCUUUAUCCACCUUCGAGCUCCCAAUCUCGAGAUGGCUACGAAGAUAUGACGAGACUAAAGCGAACAUGGACGAAACCGGAAGUGGCGGUUGACCAAAAGGGUUACGUCAUGAUCAACCCUGUAAAACGCCCCUCCUCUCCGGCAUCCUCCCCUGUAAAUCCACCCACACCAUCCAAACCCCUGGCCGUCUCCUCAAUGUUUUACGAGAACUUUAUACCGUUAAAAACACGAAAUUUCGAAGUGCGGAGAUUACCGCAAAGUAUGCCUGAGGAGGGAGCGAAAAAUGCAGGCGAGUCCAGCCCGCCGAAGUCGGGUGAAUCAAAACCAGAAAAGCCAGGUCGUCAUUCCUAUGAGAACUUUGAGGUCAGCGGACAACAGCCUGGAAAGAAGCAGCAAAGUAGUAAGUGGUCUGUGGUCAGUUCAAUCCUAGGUUAACGAAAAUUUCAAAGCAAAUUUCCCAACAGCUUGUUAAUAAACCUGAAAAUAGUUUUCCAGAAUUCUUGUCUGGUUCAAUAGAAGUUUUAUUUUCCAAAGUUUUGAAAUAAACACAAGUGCAGAUGUACCCUAACCAAAACAGCGGGUUAACUUUGUUCAGCACUUGUUUCCACCUACCAAACGGUCGUGACGUCAUUUUCGGAAGAUGGAAUUGGAAGAGGGGUUAAAACCCAAACCCUACCCCUAAUCUAACCCCUAACUGCAACCCAAAUUCUAACCCUAACCAAGUUAAUAAAAAAAUCCAAAAAGAAACAACUUUAGAAUUUGAUCAAAUGACGUGUUUGGUAGAUGGAAACAAGUGAAAACCGUUAACUUUUAACCCAGAGGGCUUUCACCCAGCUAUGAAUAACCGAAGUUGUUGAAAGGUGAAAUAUUACAUUUGUAUUUUCAGGCAAUGAAUCUAAAGAAAUACACCAAGAUACGAGGGACGAUUCAAGCGAGAGUAUGAUAUUUGUCUUUCUAUUAAACAUGGCGUUCUACCACCUUGUAUACAGGCUGCUCUUUCAACUCUCAUAUUUUUUUCGUUUCAGAAUCAACUUCUACCGCACUGCCAGUUCUUCGUGUCCCCCCAGUGCCUCAAGUUCUCCCGGAUCCCCCGUCUGGUGUAUCAAAUUUAAGGGUAAAGUGUCUGUUCGAUGCUAACACUGCUAUAUUUAAUAUUUUAUUAUAGCAGGACCGCGGGUUCGAUUCCUGUCAGAGGGCCUAUACUUGUAUUUUUCGCAACUGUUUCUGGUUAGAUGUAAUAAAUGUAUAAAAUUUACACUCGCAAUUUCCAUCCAUAAAACCGUUCAACAAAUAGAGAGUCGAUGCCGAAAAGCCUUAUUGGACUAGUAUCCCAAAGGUCGUGGGUUCAAUUUCCACCGUGGUCAGACUGCCCGGUGUGAAUGCACACUCAGAGUAACAUCACAAACAUCAUAUUCACCUAACACCAACACAUAACACCAACACAUAACACCAACACAUAACACCAACACAACACCAACACACACAAAGAGUAUCAUAGAAUACAUUGAGUUCCAAAAUAGAACCGACUUGACCUCGUAGUUCAGUUAGUAGAGCAUUGGAUUAGUAUCCCAAAGGUCGCGGGUUCAAUUCCCACCGUGGUCAGGCAAACCCUUCAGCUUGCCCGGUUUCGAUGCACACUCAGAGUAACAUCACAAACAUCAUAUUCACCUGAGUACAUAACACCAACAUACACAAAAAGUAUCAUAGAAUACAUUGAUAUCGAAGGAACUAGACUAAAUUCCGAAACAUCACCGACUCGAACCGACUUGACUUUGUAGCGCAGUUAGUAGAGCAUUGGACUAGUAUUCCAAAGGUCGCGGGUUUGAUUCCCACCGUGGCCAGGCAAACUUUUGAGCUUGCCCGCACACUCAGAGUAACAUCACAAACAUCAUAUUCACCUGAUUACAUGACACCAACACACACAAAAAAUGUAUCCUUAUAUUAACUGACUUGAUACAACAUGCUCUUUCUAGCUGUGGUAAUAGAUUUUGUUCUUCUUGCCUAGAUCAAAAUUUAGUCUGUAGCUGGAAAUCGUCCAUCUACAAAACCCAUCAACAAAUGUCGAGUGCCGAUGCCCAAAAUCCAUAAAAUCAUAUUAACUGACUUGAUAAUCUUCUGUUUAGCUGCGUGAGUAUGAUGAACUCUAUGAUUGGCUGGCCCAAUCCAAGCUGCUGGCUUACAUGGAUAACUUUGCAGCUGCUGGGUUUGAUCUCUCUGCAAUGGCCGACCUCACUGCGGAAGUAAGUUCAGAUUUGAUACAAACUCGUGAUUACGUAACGUGUGAACCUUGUCUGGUAUAAAAAUUGACACUGUGUUUCAUCUCCUAGGAUUUAUCAGAAAUUCUCAUAACAAAAACUGGUCAUCGCAAACGACUUUUAUCCGAGGCGUCCAAACUGUCAAAACCUGUAUUCACGUACGAGGUAUGGUUAUCUUCUAUCCACGAAAAUAUUCGUAACUCAACUACUUUAUUUAUACUCGGUAGCUCUAUCAUUUCUAAAUUGUUUUCCCUAGAGGUCCAGUGAGAGUCACCUCUUAUUGAUCCAGUGUUACUACAGGAGGGAACCUAAGGGACCGGUCAUAAAGUAACUGCUAGGGUGGGCUGGAGUGAUUUGGGAUGGGCCAUGGAAAAUCUUUGGGCAGUUUCGAUGGGCCGCCAAUUUUUUUUGUAUUUCCACGGUUGGGCCAUCAAACAAAAAAACAUGCAUGUCUACUUCAAAAAAUAAAGAUACUAAUAAUAAAAGUAAACAAAACUAUCCAAAUUAUCAAAUGCAAAUGAUGCUAUUGUCUACUGAAGGCAGUACUAUGUUUAUACAACAACAAAAAGUGGUCGAAUCACAGCAAAUACAACCAACUGGAGAGCAGCUCAGUACCAAUGUGUUUGUCAAGCUUGGUGGAAUUAUGUAUGUCAAUACAGUGCCGUGCAUGUAUAUUUACAAUGUUCAUACCUGCAAUUUUUUUUUAUUAUAAAAGUGUAUUUUCCCAAUUUAGAUUGGAUGGGUCAUGAAAAUUUUUUUGUAAUAUCAGAUGGGCUUUGAAAUUUUUAUCUACAUCCUAAGAUGGGUCACCGAACUUAUUGACAAAAUUUGUGAUAUACCUCCAGCCCACCCUAGCAGUUACUUUAUGACCAGUCCCUAAACUAAACUAACAUUAUUUAUACUGGAUAGCUCUAUCAGUUCUAAAACUGUUCUUCCUAGAGGUCCAGUAAGGAUCAUCUCUCAUUGAACCCAGUGUUACUACAGGAGGAAACCUAAACUAAACUAACUUUAUUUGUACUGGAUAGCUCUAUCAGUUCUAAACUGUUCUUCCUAGAGGUUCAGUAAGGAUAAUCUCUUAUUGACCCAGUGUUAUUACAGGAUGAAACCUAAACUAACUUUGUUUAUACUGGAUAACUCUAUCAGUUAUAAACUGUUGUUCCUAGAGGUUCUGUGUAAGGAUUCGUCUGAGGUACCGGUCAAGAUUGGUUUAAGAUUAGGAUUUUUUUUCUUGAAAAUACAUUGUGAAAUUCUCAUGGGUUUUUUUUAGAAUAACGUACCAUCUUGGCUGAAAUCCAUUGGUCUGUCGCGAUACGAGAAUCACUUUAUUGAAGGCGGCUUUGAUGAUCUGGAAUUUCUUUCGGAUCUAACGAAAGAAGACUUAGAGGCAAUUGGCAUCACAAAAAUUGGGCAUCAACGUAAAAUACUCAUGGCUACCGAGAAAUUACAACAAAGAGGUACUACUGCGUGGAAACCGGUUGUUUAAGGAGCGAUUCUUUCCUUAUUUACGAUUAUUCAUCAAAGUGAGUGUGAAAAUUUAAUGAAGAAUUAUUGGUCCAUAAAGCAUGGAAUCAAAUGAACUUUGAUGAAUAAUUGUUUUAGCAUGUACCUCGCAUAUUCUGACGGAUCAUCUAUCCACGUUGGUGGAAACAACACAGGCUGUCCCCAUGCCACAAAUCAUGCUUGGUAUUUCGUUUAACGUCGCAUUUAACAAAUGGACGGGGAAAUGGAAAUAUAAAUUUUUAUUUUCUCAUUUGAAAGAACUUUUGAAACUAUAUAUAUUAACUUUUUUUACCGAUUUUUCAUAUCUUGCUUAGUUCUUGAAAUCACUUGAAAGUAAUGAGAUGUCCGCCAUCUUGGAUACAUUUUUUAUCUCGUUAACGGUAGUUUUGGUGACGUCACAACAGGGAUUAACCAUAUAAAAGUAUUCGUUGCUGACCAAAUAUUGAUUGGUAGAUGUUUUAAAGGUUUUGAGUGAUCUUGAUAUCUCGAAGGGCAGACAGAGUAUAGGUUUGAGUGCAAAAUGAUUAGCUUUGUCCAGAUAAAAAUAUUGUAUAUAACUUGUUGUGACGUGACAUGCAUAUCUACAAAAAUUAAAGAUGGCGGACAUUUCAUUCCUUUCAAUCAAAAUAUUUGUAGAAGUAAGCAAGAUAUGAAAAAACGGUAAAAGAGUAUUACAUAUAGUUCUAAAAAAUCUUUCGAAUGAGCUAGAAAAUAAAAAAAUAUAUUGCCAUUUCCGUUUAAGAAGUAUACUUAUACGCCGUCUUGCGAUGGUUUGAGCUACAUGCUGAACUGCAAAUUUAAAUCAAUGAAAAAAUGUCAGAUAGUUAUUUAUUAUGUAGUCCACCUUGUCGUCGGAUAAUUCUUUAUGACCGUUUGGUAUUGGGUUUUGAAAUAUGGGUGAGCUGGCUGGCUUGAAAAGUUGGUCAUUUGUCGAACCGAGGCCAUUGCAAGUACUGAUUAAAGUGAGAAUCAUUUCAAAUGAUAAACAUGUACAAAGAAUUAAAUAAUAAUAAAAGUAAAGAAUUAUAAUAAAAUAAGGAUUGUAAUGAUAACGAUAGUAAUGACGAUGAUGAUAUAAUAAAAUUAGAAAGUAUAUUAAAAAACUAAAACACUUAAAUAUUAUCAUUAACAUACUGAGUUCAAACUUCAGGCAUUGUACAGCGUCUCAGUAUCAAAUAUUCCAGAUUCUCUUAUACCCCAACUAUUCUAAACCAAUAUCUUAUUGCAUAUGAGUCUAAAAUUGAUUACAAGGUGGACUACAUUUACUGCAAGCCACUGUUGAAAAUUUUAAAGAAUUUUAGCAAUAAAAUGGUUAUAGAAUUUGGAGAUUGCAUUUGUCUCAUUGCGUCUCACUUUGUCAAUUAACUAUAAAACAUGCAGUGUUUCCACAUUUUGGAAAUGCUGGAAAGAAAUCGCCCCUUGAACAACCGGUUUGCGGCGAUGUUAUUGUACAGUCUUGCGAUGUUGAGUGUAGUAUUGAUAUAUGCUGUUGUUUGUGGAAACUGUGAUUUCUGAAGGAGCGGUGAGACAGCGCGGAUUCUGAAGAGGGUGUUUGUAUAAGGCGGGCCGUGUUGGGUGUGCGGGUUGGCCAGCCUUAUAUAAUACCUCCUUAAAGCCCGUUUACAUGCACUUGCAAUUUUUGCUGCGAUUUCUAGUGCGAUUUUCGUCUUCUGAUGGAUGUGAACGAGUAGACGAGUAAUGAAUAUUCUGAGUACACGUUCCCUCAUCUGAACAUUCAUAACCCAUCCACUCGUUCACAUCCAUCAGAAGACGAAAAUUGCACUAGAAAUCGCAGCCGAAAAUUGCAAGUGUAAACGGGUCUUAAGCCUGACCAUAACCUAUCGAAGGGGAGAUGGCUGUGAAACUCGUUAGAAUAACAAUAUAACUCAUUAUCUAUGUUAGUCAACGUUUAUUCAUAAAUCUGGUCGUUUCACUGCCAUGUGUAUAUUGUAUUUUUGCCAAAUCCACCAAUAGCAAUUUCCAGUUUCCCUAUUCGAGUCACGGAUAGGUGACUUUCCUAAAACAUUGCUAUUGGUUAGUUGGGUAAGAAUACAAUACACACGUGGCGGUGAAGGACCAGAUUUAUGAGUAAACGUUGACCAACAUAGAUAAUGAGUUAUAAUGUUAUUCUAAUGAGUUUCUCAGCCAUCUUCCCUUCGAUAGGCUAUGACCUGGUUCACUAGCAAUAUACCUCAUGCAUAAUGACGUCACAAGGCUUGAUGCCCGCGAGGAAUGCUGAUCUUAGUAGUCCUCACCCGGGAAAAUUUUGAUAGUGGCCAUUUUGAAUUGUUCAAAUUUCCCGAGCAGUGACUAUUAAUCAUUCCUCGCGGGCAUCAAGCCUUGUGACGUCAUUAUGAAGGUCUAUUCUGUUGGCGAUUUUUCUCCUCCUCGAAUGAAUGACAUGCAAAAGACUUAGAAUUGUUUACUUCUGAAAAGCGACUCUAUACUUUUGUGUACGAGUUCACUCAUUUGCAUCCGUCACAAACACAAAAUCGCCGAUCAAAUUGCCAGUGUGAACCAGGCUUCAAGAAUCUGCGCGCAAUCUCGACUAUACCCUCGCAUAAUCAACCCCUAAGUGCCUUGGUUGCCCGUAGCAAUUAAAAGCUUCCUGUACUGGGAGGCGUGAUAGCCACCUGAAGUGAAGGAGUGCCCACUUAACAUGUUAAUGGUGUGGUCAAUCGACUAGCAUUUUUUUUUUCCUUUUUUGGAAAAACUAAACAAUUUUAGUCUUGCGGCCUUGAAUUAAGUGAAGUGUAAUUAGUGCCCUUAUUACUGUAUGGGCAUGGCUGAAGAUCGAGCUUAUGACUGACACGGCUACCCACAAACGUGCAAUUUUUCCUUGAUAAGUUAUAUUUGCUCGUGUGUACGCGGUAAAAGACGGACAAUUUUUCCUUGCCAAAGAACACUUGUUUCAAAGCUACUCAUACCAGCUUUUGGACAAAACUUCGUGCUUACGACCACCAAGGAAACGACACAUACAAUGUACAAAGAAAUAUUUUUCAAGCUUGCCCGGGCCCCGGUGUACACUCAGAGUAACAUCACAAAAUACACUCAGAGUAACAUCACAAACAUCAUAUUCACCUGAGUAGAUUACACCACCAACACAGAAAAAAUCAGGAUUACUAUGGAUUGCAUUGAUAUCGUAGGAACUAGACACAGUUCCGAAAUAUCACAUACUUGAACCGACCUGACCGCGUAGCUCAGUUGGCAAAGCAUUGGGCUAGUAUUCCAAACUGGUUGUAGGUUCGAUUCCCACCGUGGCCAGGCAUAUUUUUCAAGCCUGCCCGGUGUGGACAUACACUCAGAGUAACAUCACAAGCAUCAUAUUCACCUGAGUACAUAACACCACCAACACAGAAAAAAUACAAAGAAAUACUUCUGCGGUUUUGGCAAACAAAAGGCGGCUUUGACGUGAGACAAACGUUUAACAACAUUCCGUGCAUACGAACAAAACGUGUUCGCCUGUAGGUGCUUUAUAAAUGGCAAACAGUUCGAAAAUGAAACUCUUUGUACAGUAAUCAGUUAAGAGUGGCUUUCUUUGCAUCACUUUCGUAAUAUCCGAAAGAUAAAGACAGUAAAAUAUACUGCUUCCUGUAAUCCCAUUAUUUUGCACUUAGAAUGUUUCAGAGUCGUUCCAGAAUGAAUCUUGAUAGUUUUAGGAAGCUAUAAAAUCACCAGAGAUCGUGAGAAAGCACAUCUAUUGAAACACACCUAAGUUUAAUUUAUAUAUAGAUCAAGCUUUUGUAUAUAGAAACGUGCGCACUAGUUUUCCCAUAAAUUUAUUUUUGUUACAUUUUAUAAGUAUGACAACCCCCCCACCUGUUCAAUAGCGAGCUUAAGCAUGCAGGACGCAACACGACGACGACGGCCAAAUUCCUUCAAAUAAAUUAUAGUAAAGAAGACUUGUCGUAUAUUAUAAUUCGUAUGAAUUUCAUACAGACACAGUAUAAGAAGUUGAAAACAUUGGCUUUAUGUUUGGGAAGAGUUCUACUGAACCGAAUUUUAAGUUGCACUUGUUACGGCUUGAAAUGCAGGCGUUGUAUAAAAGACGUGAAAAUCUGUGAUUUGCCGUUGUAAACAGAGCGAAGACUACGUCUGAAACUCGCCCUGGGAUUUUAAUGAUUUAUUUCUUUUCAUUGACUCAUUUUAUUGGUUGUCGUCGUGUUGUCGUCCUACAUGCUUAAGCUCCCUAAUGUUCUGUCGGUAACAGUAAUGUUCUGUCAGAUUUUCAUCUAUGAAAGUUACAUAAAACAACAUUAAAUGAGGGAAGGGGGGAAGGAAGUGGUAUAUAAGGAGAAAGUCGUCUGCCGUUCACUGGCUUUUGGCCAAGAAUGUGGGAUUUGUAUAGGUUAUUAGUUCAUUUUCAUCUGUGAAGCUAAAGAGAUUAAUUAUCCUAUAAAUGGUCUUUUAGUCACUUCACAGCUUUUCCUAGUGGUGCUAAAUCGUUUUAAUAUACCGCCUAGAAUAUUAAUACGAGGCUGGUGUCCAUGUUAAAAAAAAACAGAACACAAAAGAAACUUCUUUCUCACAGUCUUUGAAGUAAAGUCUUUUGCCUCUUUUCAAAUUGUGUCGGUCGUUCUAUGAAAAUCUUUGUUCCCUCUCAAUGUGAGCUUUUCAUUGUCCCGAAGUUGAAAGGUGCACAUUUGUCUCACCGUCUGCUUUAGCUUUAUUUUAUAGUUUGGCGAUUGAGAAACGCAAAAUAAUAGUUAAAUAUUGUCAAUUUAAAUACAGUUACAUCAACACGAGUGGGCGGAGCGUUUUCACACAAUUUCGAGUUUUCCCAAUUUCCACGAGUGUUGAUAUAACUGUAUAUUAACACGGGAAAAUGUUUUAUUUUUUAUAAUAUAGCACAAAGAAAUAUAAAUUUUCCGUGUUGAUAUUGAGUUCUAUCAACACGGCUCUUAGCCAAUCAGCGUUCGGAAUUUACAAAUGCUAUAUAAAAAUAUUACAAUGUUAGGGUUUGUAAUCCAAGUGAGAAUAUAUACAUUUUAAGACCUAACCAGGAACGACUGCGAAAAAUGCAGCACAAAGUCGUUUUUCGCAGUCGCCCCUGGUUAGGUCUUAAAAUGUAUAUAUUCUCACUUGGAUUACAAACCCUAACAUUCUAAUAUUAAUUCCACCAAGUGAAGUGCAAGAAUCCAAAUAUAUAAAAAUAGUUUUUUAAAUCAAGUGAAAAAGUAUAUUCAUUAGAUUUGAGUGCGUGUUACGUAACGUACAAAAGUUUAUCCUUUUAAAAUUAGUAACAUGUGUAUCUGAACUUGUUUUUUUUUAUUCCUUGUAGAAAUCGAGAACCAGGCAACGAUCUCAAACAUCCUUCCAGAAUCCUGCACGUCAGAAACGAAGGACGUCGAGUUUCCUUGUGAUGAUGACGUCACGUCCGUGGGCGUCACGCGAGUUCAUGCUGACGAGCGCGUGGGCGAAUAUGCAGUUCCAAGAGUGUCGUAUUUCGUUGCGAGAAAAACUAACGUUGACGAAACAGACGUGGAAUUCGGUCGCUCGGAGGAGCAAAUAUCAGAGAGACAAGAGCUUGAAGAGAGCGGUGAGCAUUUAACCUCAGAAGCUGAAGUAUUUGACUCAAAAAACGAAUUUAUUGAAGAGGAUUUGGAUAAUACAGAUUUCACAAUCGAAAUGAAUGAGAACACACAAGUCGAAGAUACCACAGACGGAGUGAAAGAGCUUGCAGCGACUUUCCAACACGCCAUACACGAAGAAACGGCGAAAGCGAAGCCAAAGGGCAGACCGCCUCCAGUUAAACCGAAAUCUUACAAAAAAGCCCCACCGCCCCUUGUUGCUCCAAAACCCAAAGCAAAUGGAGUAAAAAUUAACAAACCUCACCAAAGUCCGACAGGUAUGUUCAGCUAAAUUAUAUUCUAUUUUAAUGCGUAGUAAAUACUAAUAUUGGUUGUGGUGGAGAGCAAAGGCAAAGGAUUGAGUAAUAAUGCUAUUACGAUCUACAUCUCAUCCACAAAAGUAUAUAUCUGUGUAAGAAAUACUGUUGGUAUGUUUGGAUUUUGAAGUUAUCUUUGAAUAUAUGAGAGUAUUUGGUCUUUUAGAUUUUAUCCCCUCGUUGAUCAAACAUUUCGCGGGUAAGGUAAAUAAACAUAGUCACACGAUCAUUCGCGCAUUUGGAAUUCCAAACGGUAAUUCCUCUUAAGGAGUAUUUGUUGCAAAUUUACGAUGUUUGAUGUUCGCCUUAAAGAUUACUUAAAAGUUUAUUUAUAUCUAAGACGGCUUUGUGGUUUAAUUUACAUGUAGAUGUGGUUCACUUAUAUUACACUGUAAAUAAAUAGCGAAAUCCUAGUCUUAAAACAUUGUUAGACAGUUGGAAUUAGGUGUGAAGUGUUACAAAAUGUCACAGGAUGUAUUUCUAACUAGCAACAGUUUGGGAACGGUUUGUGCUUAACGAAAUAUCACGUAUAUUUAUGUUGCCAUGACCCUUAUUCAAAACAUCGCCUUCGCUUAAAUUUCAAACAUUAAUAUUUAUAUAUGCAUAUUUAUUGCAUAUGAAGUAUAUAAAAUCGCGCCAGUGAAACUAUUUUGCGGUAAUAUUAAUUUACCUACGGACUUCAAAAGUUUCCCAAAUGUGGCUUUUAUUAUUAAUGGGCGAUUGUGCAACAUUUUCUAUUCCUGUAGUUAGCAGUCGCUUCAGGCAUAUUGUAUGGUCUACAAAUAUCGUAUUGUGGCCUUGCUUACAAAAAUGCUCGCUUAUCGAAAGGCUUGUAUGACGACCUGCUUUUGAACAAAAGGGACAUGUCAAAAAAGUACCUUUUGAUGUUUGUUGUGUACAGUCGAGCAUGAAAGUCCUGUAACAUUAAACAGAUCAUUUGUAGUUAUUAAUACUAUGAUAAAUACUACGAUAUCAAUACCAUGGGCACUGUGUUUCCGAAUCAAGCAGAUUAGGGUCGAUUGAUGGGCUACGCUUAUUACUACUAGAUUGCUUUGCCCUUGGGAUAUUUACAGUACAAGCAUUUGUCGCUUUGUUAGCUUGGAAACCGCCGUGACACUCGACUAAUUUAGCAUUUUAGGUAUGGAAAUCCAUACUUACGCUAUUAGACUCAGCCUCGGUCAAUUGAGGAUAAGAGUUUAUAGCAGUCACGUAUUGUUACGGGGCAUUUCAAGCUCUAGAUUAGCAAAAUAAAAGUUCGAUAAGUGUUUCAACCUUGUUUUAACUUAAAUAGAAUACAUGAUAGUGUUGGGAAAGCAUUAAGAACAGCUAAGGUCGCGUGACUGCUUCCUUGAUCCCAUGCACUGUUCAUCCGGGUUUUACACACACGAAGUCGAACUUUAAUAUCAACAUAAACAUUGGUGUGAUCUACCAAUUGAACUCUCGAGUCAACUGGAAAGACACGAGUUCAUUGCAUGCAUUCACCAGCAUUGGACCAGCUCAAAAUAUCUAUGUUAGGGCAUGAGAGUUGAUGAGAAAAUUUUGGCGGCCAAACGCGAGGGAAAGCUUGAACUCUCGUUCUCGUUUGACCUCUAUUUUCUAAAGCCAAGGCAGCUUACACAACUUUUGUAUAAAACUGUCGCAUGCAACCUGCUUACAACUUGAGUUGUACUGUGUAAAUCAAACACACAACUCGCUUACAUUAUCGUAGGCAUCACUAGGCAACUCAAGUUCCAAGCAAGUUGCAGGCGACAGUUUUAGCCGAGAGUUGUGUGGUUUGUUCGUCUCCCAAAUUAAGGUCACUACAUCGUAAGCAAAUUUUUGGUUCCGUUAUCACCGCACGUAGCGAAAAUGUCUCAAAUAUUUCGCACUCAUACACGCUAAAUAUGUUCCCAUGAUUUGAGUUUCCAAGUAAAAUCAACAGGAUGUUAGCAAUCGGAAGAAUUUUGGGCAAAAUGCCUCUUAAUGGCAAUAUCACACAUCCGUGUGACUUUGGACAUAGUCAUAGGAUGAAACGUGGACUUUUAUAAGUGUUGAAACCAGCCUCGUGUCAUGAUCAUCGUAUUCGUGAAAACACCGCAUCUGGUUUUGCUGAAACGGAUCACAAUCAAAUGUUGUUCUUGGAAUUUGACACUAAAUACAAUCACAUGCAAGGCGCCCGCACAUAAGCUAUUAAUUGUAAACUAAACUAUAUGUCCACUCGAAAACGAAACGAAACUCAGAUUCGCCUAACUUCGUGAAUACUGGAUAGCUCUUUCAGUUCUGAGCUGUUAUCCCUAGAGAUCCAGUCAGACCAUUCCGUAUUCGUCCAGUGUUGCUACAGGAAGAAACCCAUAAUUAACACUGGAUAGCUCUAUCAUUUUAAAGCGAGUCCAUCCUUUAUGGGUUUAGCGUUACCGCAGGAAAAAACAGGUACUCUGAGAAAACCUUCGAUGUUUGGAAAUGUCAAAGUCGAAACUGAAUCUUCUCUCAUGCGUUGGAGUCCGUCACUCCACGAGUCCAGGAUCCGUACGUAAAUGACUCCAGUGUCCAUGAGUCCAGUGUAUAUUACUCCAGUUUAUACUCUAGCAUUCCGUACUUCUCAUAGCUCAAGAGUACUGUAUUUUAAUAGCCUAGACAAAUAAGGAAUAAAUGAGUUAUAGGUAUGUUUAUUAACUAUGUAUUGGCUUAGCAAUUUCCUCGUGUGCGCUAUUCAUACAACUUGACCACACGCUGUUUCAAUAUUUGGACGCGCAACUGUGGACAUGAAUCACACGAAUGCCGGCUAUAGAAAUAUCUUAAUUAUUUCUCACAAUAAUAGCACAGUAUCAAUAGGCGUUAAUGAAAUAUGGUUUUGUUUAUUGAGUUAUUGAAACACUGUCUGGCUUUGGAAUAAGAAGCUUAAUUUAGUAUUGUAAAUAAGAAGUUUAAUUUAGUAUUGAGUCCAGGGAAGGUAGUAUAUUCGUGCCUUAUUUCGUGGUUUUUGUCUGAACUACCUGAAAAAGAUAUCUCAAACGUAGUGGUCCAGUGUAGGUAGUAUUCUACAAUAAGCUGCCAUGAUUUGUGUCUGAACUACAUGAAAAAGAUCAUUAUCUCAAACGUAGUGGUCCAGUGUAGGUAGUAUUCUACAAUAGGCUGUCGUGGUUUGUGUCUGAACUACAUGAAAAAGAUAAUUAUCUCAAACGUAGUGGUCCAGUGUAGGUAGUAUUCUAUAAUAAGCUGUCGUGGUUUGUGUCUGAACUACCUGAAAAAGAUAUCUCAAACGUAGUGUAGGUAGUAUUCUAUAAUAAGCUGCCGUGGUUUGUGUCUGAACUACAUGAAAAAGAUAUCUCAAACGUAGUGGUCCAGUGUAGGUAGUAUUCUAUAAUAAGCUGUCGUGGUUUGUGUCUGAACUACCUGAAAAGAUAUCUCAAACGUGGUGAUCUAGUGUAGGUAGUAUUCUUCAAUAAGCUGCCCGUGGUUUGUGUCUGAACUGUAUCUGAGAUAGCCCCAGCUGGCCUUACUGGACCUUUGUGGAGAACAGUUUAGAAUUGGGCUAUCCAGUAUAAAUACAGUUAACUUAUUCCUUGUAUUUUAUUUCCAGAUGCCCACUCAGGAAUCGACUUUACCAACGUAAUCAAGGAGGCAGAAGCUCUGUCAGAAAGUGGCUCGGAACAGUCCCCUCCAUCAACACUCGGCCGUGACCGCAAAUCUGAAAGUGGCGUCUCAGUCGACAGCUCAUUGGCUGGCAGCCAGGGAUCAUUGAAUAGCGAAUCAGACGGUAGGCAGAUACAUGCUUGUGUGGAAAUAUCUUUAUUGCAAUAAUAGGGGGGGGAUUUCCAGAACUUUUGAAAAAAAAUUUCCAAAAUUCUCGGACAUUUUGAAAAAGUUCUCGGAAUUUUUUUUAAAAUUUUCCAGAAUUAAGUUAAUGUAGAAUAAAGUUAAAGUUAUUUCAGAAUUUAAAAGAUAAAGUUAAUGUUGUUCAUGUUGUAAUAAAAAAGUAUUUUUACAUUCUAUAGAAUUACAACGAGAGAUUAAAGAAAGUUUGCAUCGAAAGCCAUCAACUGGAAGUUCAGUUGAAGAUAUUACAAAACUCAGUAAGUUUAUCUUAGGGACCAGUCAUUAUUUAUGGCGCGAGUGGCAACGAAGAGAAAUGUGUUUCUUCGUAAAAAUUUUGUUGAUUCAACCAUUAAAAAGUGAAAACAAUUUUACCCAACCUCAAAUAUCAAUAAAAAAAUAAACACCCAUCUCUGACCAAAAACUUUAGUGAAACCCAGCUAGUAGCUAUACUCAACAUAUCUUCACAUAUCCGUCUUCUCUCUUUUUAUAGCUUAUCUCACAUUAUCUCAAGAAGAUUUACUUGAACAACAAAAGCGAGAAGAAGAGUUGCAAAAAUAUCAAAAAGAACAGAAGUAUGAUUCUGAAAAUUAAACUAACUUUAAUUAUACCGCAUAGCGCUGUCAGUCCUAAACUGUUUUCACUGCUGGUCCACUAAGAGUAAAGAUCAUCUCUUAUUGAUUCAGUGUUACUACAGGAGGAAACCUAAAUUUAUAAAUUUAUUUUUCUGGAUAGCUCUAUCAGAUCUAAACAGUUCUCACCAGCGAUCCAGUAAGGACCAUCUCUUAUUGAUCCAGUAUUACUGCAGGAGGAAACCUAUAAACUAAACUAACUUCAUUUAUACUGGAUAUAGCUCUAUCAGCUCUAAACAGUUCUCCGUAGAGGUCCAGUAAUUAAAGGCCAUUUCUUUAUCGAUCCAUGCAGUGUCACUACAGGAGGAAACCUAAACGAAACUAACUUUAUUUAUACUGGAUAACUGUGUCAGUUCUAAACUGUUCUCCCUAGAGGUCCAGUAAGAAUCAUCUCUUAUUGAUCCAGUGUUACUGCAAGAGGAAACCUAAACUAAACUAACUUUAUUUAUACUUUAUACUGGAUAGCUGUAUCAGUUCUAAACUGUUCUCCCUAGAGGUCCAGUAAGGAUCAUCUCUUAUUGAUCCAGUGUUACUACAGGAGGAAACCUAUUAACUAAACUAACUGUAUUUAUACUGGAUAGCUCUAUCAGUUCUAAACUGUUCUCUCUAGAGGUCCAGUAAGGAUCAUCUCUUAUUGAUCCAGUGUUACUGCAGGAGGAAACCUAAACUAAACUAACUUUAUUUAUACUGGAUAGCUCUAUCAGUUCUAAACUGUUCUUCCUAGAGUCCAGUAAGGAUUAUCUCUUAUUGAUCCAGUGUUACUGCAGGAGGAAACCUAAACUAAACUAACUUUAUUUAUACUGGAUAGCUCUAUCAGUUCUAAACUGUUCUUCCUAGAGGUCCAGUAAGGAGCAUCUCUUAUUGAUCCAGUGUUACUGCAGGAGGAAACCUAAACUAAACUAACUUUAUUUAUACUGGAUAGCUCUAUCAGUUCUAAACUGUUCUUCCUAGAGGUCCAGUAAGGAGCAUCUCUUAUUGAUCCAGUGUUACUGCAGGAGGAAACCUAAACUAAACUAACUUUAUUUAUACUGGAUAGCUCUAUCAGUUCUAAACUGUUCUCCCUAGAGACCCAGUAAGGAUCAUCUCUUAUUGAUCCAGUGUUACUACAGGAGGAAACAUAAACUAAACUAACUUUAUUUAUACUGGAAAGCUCUAUCAGUUCUAAACUGCUCUCCCUAUAGAGGUCCACUAAGAGUCCUCUCUUAUUGACUCAGUGUUACUAUAGAAAUAAUGAGACCGGACUACCAGGAGAAAACCUAGCUAUGUGUUGUUGGGAUGGAACUUUUGUCACUGCAUGAGAUAGAAAGCACAUGCUGCCAACACUUUUUACAUGAAAAUUUUUUAAUAAUAUGCAUGGGUACAUCAGAUACAGUUUUUUUUUCACAGAAAGACACAUGACAUACAUAUAUUGACAACUCUACCAGCUACAUCUACUGCAGGGAAAGUUUAUUAACGUUGUAGUAUAUUUCUUUGCAGUAAAACAGACUCGCUCUUCAAUGACAUCCAAGGAAUGUUGGAUAACCUGAACUCGGAACUGGACGAUAUGUUCAAAUAAACGAUACGGAAUCGUUGAAAUAAUAUAUUAGCUGAAUCUAGUUGGCAAGCACUCGGUUGGUAGCUGACAUUUAGUUAGGGUUUCACUAAGAACUAUCGCGCAGGCGCGCAGCAGAUGGUGGUCAACCUGUAGUUAUCAGAAUGAAAAAAUGCAAAUCUUUUUUUUGGUACAUUAGAAAUGGGAAAUGUAGUAUAAUUUUCUUGUUCCAAUAUAGAUGUCAAUAUUUGUGAAGUUGACUUUCAUCCGAUUCAUCCGUCUCAUGAACUCCUGAAGCUUAUUGAAACCAUCAAUUCAUAAACUUUAAUGUUGCUACCAAUGUAGUGCUUGUCACUUGUUCUUCGAUAAUUCGAUUCCCAGGGAAACAAUUCUAAUAUGUCCACUAUUUAACAGUGGGUUAUAGCACAGUUAGUAUAGAAAUAUUAGUCAUUAUUUAUUGGGUUUUAAAUAUUAUGUGACCGAGUUUUACAAUUAGCGAUACAGUAUAUGUCUUAUCCCCAUUAUGGUCAAAUUCACUUUUUGGAUUCGAUUCAAAACGAAUGUUAGAUCAUUUCUAGAAGAUGAUAACAAUAAUUAGGUACUGUAAGUUUAUGAAACUUUUUAUUGGCAAUAUAAAUAUUUACGAUUUAGGAUUUAUUUAGUUGUUCGAGGUCGCCUAAGCCUCUAGGCAAACGUGGAGACUUCAUUUUCCAUCCCUCGAAACCUGUUACGGAAACAUGAUUUGUUUCCCAAGAACUUCAGAAACGUUUUGUUUCCCAAGCGCAAUCUUUUUUGUUGCGGUUUGUUGUUUCCUGGUUUGCCCAACUUUGGAAAAUAUGGUCAGAAAACAAUGUUUCCUGCAUGGUAAUGGUUUGCCCACCUUUGGAAAACAUGGCUAGAAAACAAUGUUUUCUGGUUUUUCUCUACCUUUGGGAGCCAUGGCUAGGAAACAAUGUCAAUGUUUCCUGGUUUGUGCGCUUUGAGCAAACGUUGCCAUACGGUUGAUACGCUUCCGCAAAGUAAGAUUCGACUUUUUGAGCAACUUAUCUUUUAAUCAAUGUGUUUUUAAUCACAAGUUGUAAUAAUGUAGAAAUUUAAUGUAUAAUCUAUGUAAUAAAUAAAAUAUGUAUUUUUCAAACUUAA
Paramuricea clavata is the source of this 33349-nucleotide messenger RNA. The record is from the annotation of a GenBank genome assembly. Lineage: Eukaryota; Metazoa; Cnidaria; Anthozoa; Malacalcyonacea; Plexauridae.